Hibiscus syriacus is the source of this 2770-nucleotide messenger RNA. Its product is annotated as protein PHOX1-like. The coding region runs from base 92 to 2194 and encodes 700 amino acids. NCBI's taxonomy places the organism in Eukaryota, Viridiplantae, Streptophyta, Magnoliopsida, Malvales, Malvaceae. The record is from RefSeq and is a predicted model, not a curated record. The transcript has 6 exons. Gene Ontology annotation, molecular function: protein binding.
UUGGGGUGGAUUUUCUUUUUGAGUUGGAUUUGCAAUGGGGAAGCAUAGUGGAAAGAACAAGAAGUAAACAGGGCAAACAGGUGAUAACAAUAUGAAGCAAAACAAAGUUGGGGGAAAUAGUUCGAAAUCGUAUGAUUCGGACACGGCGGUUUUCAUCGCCAUGUCUCGAGAACUUAAGGAAGAGGGAAACAAACUGUUUCGGAAAGGGGACCUUGAAGGAGCAAUGGUGAUAUAUGAGAAGGCUCUCAAAUUGCUUCCAAAGAAUCACAUAGAUGUGUGCCAUCUUAGGACCAAUAUUGCUGCAUGUUAUAUGCAGAUGGGAUUGAGUGAGUACCCCAAAGCAGUCCUUGAGCUUAAUUUGGCCCUAGAGGUCACACCGAAGUAUAGUAAAGCACUCGUAAAGAGAGCUCGGUGUUACGAGUCUUUGAAUAGGCCGGAUUUAGCUUUCAGAGAUGUUAAUGCAGUUCUUAACAUGGAGCCUAAUAAUACCAUGGCAUUAGAGAUUUCACAAAGGGUAAGAAGUUCACUUGAGAAACAAGGUUUACUGGUUGAAUUACCUCUGGAAUCCAUUGAACCUCAAAGUGCUUCACAAGCUCUGAAAGUUGUCAAAGAGAAAACCAAGAACAAGAAGAGGAUCAAUGAAGCUCAAGAAUAUGUUGAACCACCAAGUGCUUCCCAAACAUCGAAAGUUGUCAAAGCGAAAACCAAGAAGAAGAAGAAAAUCAGUGAAGCUCAAGCUGAUAAGGUUGUUGAUCGAAUUGAGGAGAAGAAAGUUGAUGAAAAUGUAGAGGAAAAGAAGGCUGAGGAUAAACAGGUCGUGGAGGAGAAAAUUAGCAGUAAAAUGGAAGAACCAAAGAAGAGUGUCAAGUUGAUUAUGGGUGAAGAUAUAAUAUGGGCUCAGUUGCCACCUAACUGCAGCCUUGUGCAACUAAGGGAAGUAAUUUACAAUCGAUUUCCUAGCUCGAGAGCAAUUCUUGUCAAAUACAGAGAUGAAGAAGGUGAUUUAGUCACAAUCACUAGUGAUGAAGAGUUGAGAUUGGCUGAAAUAGCAGCAGAAUCACAAGGUUCUCUGAGGCUGUAUGUUGUAGAAGUUGAUUCCAAGCAGGAUCCGUUCUUCGAGAGAUUUAAGCGUGAAAAUGGUGAUGCUAGAAAGGUUAUGGAAAACAGGGAAGACUCGUGUUGCAUCGAUGACUGGAUAAUUGAGUUUGCUCAACUAUUCAGGAACUAUGUUGGCUUGGAUUUAGAUACAUACUUAAAUCUUCAUGAACUUGGUACGAAGCAAUAUUCUGAGGCCAUGGAGGACACAGUUACAAGUGACGAGGCCCAGAACCUUUUCGACAUGGCAGCUCAGAAAUUCCAAGAGAUGGCAGCAUUAGCAUUGUUCGACUGGGGGAAUGUUCACAUGUCCAGAGCUAGGAAGAGGGUCUAUGUCAGCGAAGAUGGUUCGAGAGAAUCCAUACUUGAGCAGAUCAAAACUACCUAUGAUUAUGCACAAUUAGAAUACAGCAAAGCUGGUAAGAGAUAUGAGGAAGCACUGAGAACCAAACCAGAUUUCUAUGAAGCUCAUCUAGCUCUCGGGCAACAACAGUUUGAGCAGGCAAAACUUUCUUGGUAUUACGCAAUUACAAAUAAUGUUGAUCGGGAGACAUGGCCUUCUGAGAAUGUCUUGCACCUCUAUAACAAUGCCGAGGAAAAUAUGGAGAGGGGUAUGCAGAUGUGGGAGGAGUUAGAACGGCAGCGCCUGCAUGAGCUUUCCGAUUCGAACAAUGAACAAAUUCAGUUGAAGAAAAUAGGAUCGAAUGGUUUUCUCAAAGAUAUAUCAGCAGAUGAAGCUGCAGAGCAGACAAUCAACAUGAGUGCUAUGAUAAAUCUGUUAUGGGGUACUAUACUUUAUGAACGUUCAAUCAUGGAAUUCAAACUAGGUCUCCCUGUCUGGCAUGAAUGUUUGGAGGUUGCCAUUGAGAAGUUUGAACAUGCUGGAGUUUCUCCCACAGAUAUAGCUGUUAUGGUAAAGAACCAUUGUUCAAAUAAUGUUGUGCUGGAAGGCUUGGGGUUUAAGAUCGACGAGAUAAUACAGGCAUGGAAUGAGAUGUAUGAAGCUAAAAGGUGGAAUAGCAAGAUUCAGUCACACCGACUAGAACCAUUACUUCGACGUCGGGUUUCAAAUAUUUAUCAUGUAUUGGAGCAUGCAUGAGUUGCAUGUUGUUUCGAGUGGGAUUUCCUGGGUACCAGUUGAUCGCAAGACACAUCUUAGUACUUGGUAGCAUUUGAAUCGAGAUAUGCAGUACUGCAUUACAGAAAUAGGUUUUUUUAUGCUAGUCUUUUAUAUCAAGCAUCAAACUUGGAGUUUCAGAUUCAAAGGAAACUAUUGAAUUCCUGAAGGAUGUGUGAUUCCCAUUUUAUAGAAAUAGGUUACAAGUAUAUGUUUGGAGAUGUCACGGAGCAGCAGGAAUCUCAUUUUUUUUCUGUUGGUUUCUGCUUUGGUCUUCAUCAGUUUCCCUCAAAGAAGUGGAAAAUACAUGCUGAAUUCAUACUUAGUUGCAAUAAUUUAUAGAUUGUUUAGUAGAUUGAUUUGUUAACUUCUAGCUGCAUGUUUGUCAUUCUGUUCUUGAAGAUUAGGUUGUGUACUCGGACGGUUUUGUACCCUGUUGAUGAUGACCCUAGUUUUGCUUCUUGUACUAAUAUGUGGUUUUAAGGAUUGUGGUGAAUUUAUAGGUUUUGCUUUUAUUUUACCAUAUUGUAUUUGCACUAGGGAUGGACGGGGAAGGGC